GGGUGAAUAGCUCACACAAGCAGGGGGAAGAGAAGAGCGCACCCGGCCCUGCAAAUCAGCCUGGAAAAAGUCCGCACGGUUCUAAAUGAGUGAGAAUCCUCUUCGCUUGGCGGAUGUCGGUGUUAAAUGUUGCAAGUUCCAUUAUAAUCACCAAUCCUCCUCCUCCGAAACAGACUGCUGAGAUGAGCGUUCAGGAGCAACACAAUGCAGAUGCAGACUCCAGCCUGGAGGAGGUAGAGUUUAAUUGGGAGGAGUACCUAGAGGAGACUGGAAGCAUUGCUGCUCCACAUAGUUUCUUCAAACAUGUUGAUACCUCUCUUCAGAAUGGUUUGGCUCCAGGGAUGAUGUUGGAGGUACCUCACAGAACCGAUCCUCAGAUUUAUUGGGUUGCCAGUAUUAUAACCACCUGUGGCAAAUUGCUCCUUCUUCGCUAUGCUGGCUGCGGGGAAGACCGCUCUGCAGACUUCUGGUGUGACAUUGUAACCUCUGAUCUCCACCCCAUUGGCUGGGCCCAGCAGAACAAAAAGACCUUGAGCCCUCCAAACGGUGUGAAAGAGAAACUGAACAAUUGGGAAGAGUUCCUUGCUAAAACUUUGACAGGAGCCUGCAGUGCCCCAGCUCACUUGCUAGAGGGACCACACAGAGGGAAAGAUCCCCUAGACUUGUUCGCCCCAGGGUCCAGGCUGGAGUUUCAGCAUUCCCAGGAUUCACUGGGUGCUUGGCCUGUCAACGUGCAGGAGAACAUUGGGGGACGACUCCAGCUCCAAUUUGAAGGAGCACCGGACUCCCCGUGUCUGAAUCUUUUCUAUCUUCAUCCUUCCCUUCAUCACAUAGGCUGGGCAGAGCAGCAUGGGUAUGAGAUGCAACCGCCUAGUGCAAUAUCCCACCUAAAGACUGAAGAGGAAUGGAGAGUGAUUCUGGCCCGGUGUGGGAAGACCACUGAAGACUGUGUACCUGCUGACUUUUUCCAGGAGCAGCCACAGUUACCAGUGCAUUCCUUCAUCAAAGGCAUGAAAUUAGAGGCAGUGGAUCCUACAGUACCAUCAUUCAUUGUUCCAGCCACAGUCACCAAGGUCUUCAACGAACAGUACUUCCUGGUUGAAUUAGAUGACCUUCGGCCUGAAGACUCACGAACCUGCCGGUCUAUAGUGUGCCACAAGAACAGCCCCGAGAUCCUCCCUGUGCGAUGGAGUCAGAAAAUGGGCGUGUCAGUACAUCCCCCUCCUGGAUAUUCAGAGCAGACCUUUGACUGGGAUGCCUAUUUGUCGCGAUAUGAAGCAGUGCAGGCUCCCGAAAGCUGCUUCCCUAUGCCCCAGAAUACUCAUCAAUUCCAAGAACACAUGAAACUAGAAGCUGUCAAUCCGUUCAAGCCACAGGAGAUCUCUAUUGCUUCUGUAACCAGAGUCCACCCCCCAUAUAUCUGGCUGCAGUUUGACGGCACGAAGGCAUCAGUACCAGAAUGCAUUGUGCAUGUGGAGUCCAUGGAGCUCUUCCCGAUGGGAUGGUGUGAGAGUAAUGGCCACCCUCUAUGUGCCCCACCUCAUACAAAAGCAAAACCACCAAAGAAACAAGUUGCCUGUCAGCCCGAGAAAGCAAUCCAGUCAUCCAAGAAUGUGAAUGGACUUAACAAGACAGACACCGCAACAUGCAACACCACUUCCAAUGGAAAAUACCUGUGCCCUAAGAUCUAUUUCAACCAUCGGUGCUUCUCCGGACCAUAUCUAAACAAAGGCAGAAUAGCAGAACUUCCUAAAUCAGUCGGACCAGGCAGCUGUGUAUUAGUCUUAAAAGAGGUCUUAUCCUUGCUUAUAAACGCUGCAUAUAAACCCAGCCGGGUGUUACGAGAACUGGAGCUUCAGGAGGAACCAUUGUGGCCCCAGCAUGCUGAGACAAUCAAAGCCAAAUAUAAAGGCAAAACAUAUCGUGCCACAGUAGAGCUGGUGAGAACGUCAGACUGUGUACCAGAGUUCUGCCGGAAAACCUGCAUCAGACUGGAAUGCUGUCCCAACCUGUUUGGGCCACUAAUGGUGCUGGACCAGUGCUCUGAGAACUGUUCUGUGUUGACCAAGACCAAAUACACUCAUUAUUAUGGAAAGCGGCGUGGGCGAAACCUUAGCAGUCCAUCCGGCAUACUGCGCAGCAUCGAGGCUGCUUUAAAGAAACCUGCUAAGAAGAGAAAGAGAAGAAAACAAUUCUUUGUUCACAAAAAGAAGCGUUCAUCUACGUCUGUAGAUAACACCCCUGCAGGGAGUCCACAGGGAAGUGGCGACGAAGAGGAAGAUGAGGGUGAUGAAUACUCACCCAGUGAAGAGAGUAUCCAGGAACAUCAAGAAGGAUCUGAGAUUUCAGGAAAGGGAUCUGGUUCCACCUCUCCUACCCGGAGUGAAAACUCACUGUCCUCUGAAAAGAAAAGGAAACAUUGGUUUUCUGAUCAUGACAAACGUGUCAUUACCAAGGAUAUUAAAAUUGAGUUAACUGAGCCAUUGACACUUGACAGUAAUCCACUGGACUGGAACAUCACUGAUGUCAUGAAUUAUAUUAAAUCUACAGACUGCGCUCACCUGGCACGACUCUUCCAAGAACAGGAAAUAGAUGGCAAGGCUCUGCUACUGCUCACCCUACCUGCUGUUCAGGAAUGCAUGGAGCUCAAGCUUGCCAUGGCUAUAAAGCUGUGCUACCACAUCGAAAGAGUUAAACUGGCAUUUUACCAAAGCCUAUCCAGUUAACACGGCUCAAUCCUAUCCUGCUACAGGGGAAAUGGAAACACAGCUGACAGGACAGGCUGGCCUAUACGAGGGCCCAUGCAAGGUCUACUAGCCUUAAGUGAUUUGCACUUUUAGAAGAUUGUCGCCCUGUUUACAAAUCUUUGUAGUAUUUCCGUCCAUGUUUUUGGAAAAGUUCAAGGGGCUUUGUACCAAGACAUUUCCACAUAACUUUACCUUAUUAUUAAACAGUUGUUAAACACCCUGUGUUUAAAAGCCGAGGGUCGUUUAAUAGACUAAGCUCGAGUUCUAUUCAAUAAACAGUUCGAGUUGAAACUCGACUUGAAGACGUGAAGCCAAAUAGCAGAUUUCUGAAAUAAUAGCCAACUUAUUUGUAACUUUGUUAUUUUGGCCUCACGUUAGUUUUAACUCAUCUCACCUCACUGUUUAGUGAAUUGAUGGAUAGUUAUGUCUGGUAAUAAUGGGCACAGAAUGGCAUCCUUAUAACUUAGGAUUUUACAAACCUCAGGCAGGGAGUCGUAUUCCUGAGUUACGUUCCUGCUGAUUUCUUAACUUUUUGAAGAUUUUAUAUAGAACUUUAAGGAUGUGCCUCUUCCCAAGUUUAUAAUAAAAUAAUGCUGCAUCCUAAAUGCUCCAAACCCUCUCAAAGUCUCUAUUGGACCCUGUAAUUCAAUAAAAGACAACCUGCAAUGGACUGGAUGCUAAUAACAAAUUUUGCAGUUUAACAACUUUAAGCGGGCCUGGUACUAUUAACAUCUACUGUCACAAAUUUCACGCAAAGCACUUUUUGAAAUAUAGUACAAUUCUUUUUGUUCCCUAGUCAGAGUGUGUGCCUUUAACACACAUAUAAACAUAUUUAUAUUUAAUAAUUUUAUUUUAUUUACGACAGGUAUACAUUGUCUUGAAUUUGAAAAGGCAUUACAAAAUUAUGAUAUGUAAUCUAGUAAAUGAAUUUUCUAGGAUUUUUUUUUAGCAUUUUAAUUUACAAAUUAUUGCAGGCCUUUGUUCGAAAAAAUGAGGAAGGAGCAAAUGAGAGCAUAUAAAGCUAUAUACAUUUUCGUUUGGUUUUUUUUCCUCUAUUCAAAAGGCAUACUG
Messenger RNA from Pelobates fuscus (common spadefoot toad), 3818 nucleotides. RefSeq names its product Scm like with four mbt domains 1 (gene SFMBT1). Bases 114 to 2726 code for a protein of 870 amino acids. NCBI's taxonomy places the organism in Eukaryota, Metazoa, Chordata, Amphibia, Anura, Pelobatidae. The transcript is spliced from 21 exons. Gene Ontology annotation, molecular function: chromatin binding; histone binding. Gene Ontology annotation, cellular component: nucleus. Gene Ontology annotation, biological process: negative regulation of DNA-templated transcription. The record is from RefSeq and is a predicted model, not a curated record.